UACCACGUCCACAGGAGCGACCGACGCACGGGCGUCCGCGAGCCGGCCAUCCUCAAGCGCUACACGGACUUCCGCGAGCUGCAGACGCAGCUGCUCGACUCGUGCCUCCGCGUCGCCGCCGACAUGCCCCGGAUCCCAAAGCCGCACCUGGGCACGGUACUGCGCGGCUACAAGAGCAAAAGAACCAUCGAGGUCCGCGAAAGGGCCUUCCGCGCGCUGCUGCGGUACAUUGCGCAGUACCCGGCACUGCACGGCAGCGCCAUCUUCGAGAGGUUCAUC
This is a messenger RNA of Phytophthora sojae, 279 nucleotides long. RefSeq lists its product as hypothetical. The annotation marks the transcript as partial. The transcript has a single exon. The record is from RefSeq and is a predicted model, not a curated record. Gene Ontology annotation, molecular function: phosphatidylinositol binding. Lineage: Eukaryota; Oomycota; Peronosporomycetes; Peronosporales; Peronosporaceae.